UUGCCGGCUCCUUCCGCUGUGUGUUGGCGAGGAGGGAACUACAUUUCCCAGAGUGCAUCAGUCAGCAACUCCCAGCAUGCAACAGAGCCCGACCCAACCCAGGGGCUCAGAGGCGCCCGGAACUGCUGGUACCGAAUAUAUUUGUGGGAAUAAGUGUCGGUCACCGGGACCGACUGUACCGGGAACUCGCUGCGUGACGGUACAUUCCCGCGAUAUGAGACUUGUGACGUCAGGACUCGCUGCCCGGAAGCGGCGGGAACAUUAACGGGACUGUGGGGCAGCGAUCCGGGAUGGGAAUGGGCAGCUUACCCGGGACCUUCUGCAACCCAUUGGCUGUGGCUGCCGGACCCACCGGGAGGUACUGGUUCUGCCUCAAACCUACUGGCACUUGGUACAGUCUGGGAUCCAAUGCAAGGUACUGGUUCUGAGUGAGAAACUGGGAUCCAAUGCAAGAAAGAACAUGGCGCAAUAUUUGGGGGGCGUGUGAUAUGUUGGGGUUUGGCAUGGUGCCCGACAGCUGCACCCCCACAUCAUGGAACCUGUCGGAAUGAGGGCAAGCAGCCAGGGAACUGAUGAAGGCUGUCUGGGCUGCUUUGGGGUGAGUGACACCCCAAUAUGUGCUUUAGAGACUGACGGUUCCCAAAGAGCAGUCAUGGAGGAGCUGAUGUUGGGGCAGCACAACCCAGGGGGUGGGCCUCCCGAUGUGCAAGGUGCCCUUAGAGCUGAAGGCGGGACCCAUGUGGGCGAUAAUGUGCCACUUCAAGCCCCACGGCGGCGGAAUCGCAGGGCCCGGUGUGACCCAGUGAAAGUGCCAACGGUUCUUUCUGCAGAAGUUCCGAGCGUGAGGAGCGCGAUGCAACAUUUCCUAAACAACAAGGAGAGAAAGAUGUUCCACUUGGGGCUCCUCGCGGGGGCGGACACUGAGGGCAAUCCCGAUCCUUCCAUCACCGUGAAGUCAAGCUCAUAUAUCUGCGUUGAGUGUGGCCAGUGUUUCUCGUAUGAAGUAGCCUACAUAGAGCACCGCAAGCUGCACAAACCCUUCAGACUGGAGGCGGGCGCCAUGGGCACGGUGGGUAGUGCCACCAAGGUGCCCACGUUUGACCAGAAGAGAGCGGGGCGGGAGUUCAUGUGUACAGAAUGUGGGAAAACCUUCAUUGGGAAGUCCAACCUGAUAGUCCAUCAGAGGACACACACUGGAGAGAAGCCCUACGGCUGCAUCUUUUGUGGCAAACAUUUUGGGAGAAGCUCGGUCCUUAGAAAGCACGAGAGAAUCCACACGGGGGAGAAGCCCUACACCUGUCUCUACUGCGGGAAACAGUUCAGUCAGAACUCUGGGCUGAAGAACCACGAGAGAAUUCACACCGGGGAGAAACCCUACGCCUGUGCCGAAUGUGGAAGGCGCUUCAGCCAAAGUGCCGACCUUAUGGUGCACUACAGAACCCACACCGGGGAGAAGCCCUUCAUAUGUGUGGAGUGUGGCAACAGCUUCAUCCGCAGCUCCGACCUAGUCAUUCACCAAAGGACUCACUCGGGCAUCAAACCCUUCUCCUGCACCGAGUGCGGCAAGUGCUUCAGCCAGAGGUCCCAGAUCAUCCGACACCGGAGAACCCACACCGGGGAGCGGCCAUUCUCCUGCGACGUGUGCAUGAAGAGCUUCAUCCUCAGCUCGGAACUCAAGAAGCACCACCGAGUGCACACUGGCGAGAAGCCCUAUAAGUGCAAGGAGUGCGGCAAGUCUUUCCGGCACUGCUCCAACAUGAGCCGCCACCAGAAGAUGCACGUGGACAUUCUGGCAAUGUGAAGGCAGAGGCCUUCUGGGAAGCCCAAGAAUCUUUGUUGGUUUAUGCCUAAUAUUCCCAGAGAGUGAUCAAGCACUGCUGCACCGUUCCCCCUACUCCUUCUGGGUAAUGAUUGGGCCAAGUAACUUGCCAUUCUGGGUAAUGAUUGGGCCGAGUAACUUGCCAUUCUGGGUAAUGAUUGGGCCAAGUAACUUGCCAUUCUGGGUAAUGAUUGGGCCAGGGCCAAGUAACUUGCCAUUCUGGGUAAUGAUUGGGCCGAGUAACUUGCCAUUCUGGGUAAUGAUUGGGCCGAGUAACUUGCCAUUCUGGGUAAUGAUUGGGCCGAGUAACUUGCCAUUCUGGGUAAUGAUUGGGCCAGGGCCAAGUAACUUGCCAUUCUGGGUAAUGAUUGGGCCCAGUUACUCUGUAGUACACCCUUGUUAAUAAAGCUGGUCCCAGUGCAGAAGCUUGGACAAACUGGGCUACUCUGGGGGGCUCUGGGUAUGGGGGUGCCUUGGCCUCACAGUUACUGUAUGGGCGGUGCCUGGGGUCUCCCCCUGCCCAGGAAGCCUUGGUCUCUCUGGUCUCCUUGCACAACAAUUGCCCCAAGCGGCAGCUACUGGGAGAUGGGAACAUCAGGAAAGUCCUACUCCCAGAGGGACCCUACUGUGCCCCAUAAUGCAACGUUUGCUCGUGUCUCCCCCACCAACCGCCACUCACAGGGCGGCACCCACUUCUUUGUGUUCGGCACCCACUUUGGUCAGGCCGACGCUCUGCAUUGUAACAUGAAUAAAGCCAUAGUAUUUUAUUAUUG
This is a messenger RNA of Xenopus tropicalis (tropical clawed frog), 2592 nucleotides long. RefSeq names its product gastrula zinc finger protein XlCGF17.1-like (gene znf48). Bases 533 to 1801 code for a protein of 422 amino acids. The record is from RefSeq and is a predicted model, not a curated record. Lineage: Eukaryota; Metazoa; Chordata; Amphibia; Anura; Pipidae. The transcript is spliced from 4 exons.